Argentina anserina (silverweed cinquefoil) is the source of this 929-nucleotide messenger RNA. Its product is annotated as ras-related protein Rab11D. Gene Ontology annotation, biological process: vesicle-mediated transport. The coding region runs from base 80 to 748 and encodes 222 amino acids. The record is from RefSeq and is a predicted model, not a curated record. The transcript has 2 exons. Gene Ontology annotation, molecular function: GTPase activity; GTP binding. Gene Ontology annotation, cellular component: endosome. Lineage: Eukaryota; Viridiplantae; Streptophyta; Magnoliopsida; Rosales; Rosaceae.
GUUUGAAUCCUCCCCAGUUCAAUAAAGUUGAAUCCUUUAAAGAGUUGGGAGCUUCAUUCAUCUGGGUUUUGGUUUGGCAAUGGCGAGUUAUGGAGAUUCGAGCCAGAAGAUAGAUUAUGUGUUCAAGAUUGUGCUGAUUGGUGACUCGGCGGUGGGCAAGUCUCAGAUACUGGCAAGGUUUGCAAGGAACGAGUUCAGCUUGGAUUCGAAGGCCACUAUUGGAGUUGAGUUUCAGACCCGGACUCUGGUUAUUGAGCACAAGAGUGUUAAAGCUCAGAUCUGGGACACUGCUGGUCAAGAAAGAUAUAGAGCAGUCACAAGUGCAUACUACAGGGGUGCUGUGGGGGCAAUGCUUGUAUAUGACAUAACCAAACGCCAGACCUUUGAUCACAUUCCUCGUUGGCUAGAAGAGCUCCGCAGCCAUGCCGACAAGAAUAUUGUCAUCAUUCUGGUAGGCAACAAAAGUGAUCUGGAGAACCAGCGUGCAGUUCCCACUGAAGAUGCCAAAGAAUUCGCUCAAAAGGAAGGACUGUUUUUCCUGGAGACCUCAGCACUGGAAUCCACUAAUGUUGAGACUGCUUUCUCAACUGUGUUGACAGAGAUAUUCAACAUUGUUAACAAGAAGCACCUGGCUGCUAGUGAAAACCAAGGCAAUGGAAAUCCGGCAUCUCUGGCAGGUAAGAAGAUCCUCGUCCCAGGCCCAGCUCAAGUGAUCCCAGCUAAGAGCAAAUGCUGUACAUCAUUGUGAUUCUAUUAACAGUCAAACUCUGAACAUGGGAUGCUUUCUUUAUAAUUCUUAAUACGAGCAAAUUUUGAGGGGUGUGGUACAAUUUCUUUGUAUAUUGUGUGCCUUGCUAGUUUAGUUUGCAUGAUUGCUUGUUUGAUAUGGAAGAAAACUAAAAUUUUAGUUGGUUUGUGUUUGCCUGUCA